This is a messenger RNA of Ornithorhynchus anatinus (platypus), 1148 nucleotides long. It is a transcript of the gene TM4SF4, whose product is annotated as transmembrane 4 L six family member 4. The transcript has 5 exons. Gene Ontology annotation, cellular component: membrane. Lineage: Eukaryota; Metazoa; Chordata; Mammalia; Monotremata; Ornithorhynchidae. The record is from RefSeq and is a predicted model, not a curated record. The coding region runs from base 285 to 896 and encodes 203 amino acids.
GUGAUCAGAAAAUGACAGGUCUUCUAGGCAACGCAUAUAAAUGGCACAGUUGGCUUAAGGUUCGCCCGAGAGGCUGAAAAAGAGUACGGGCUGCAGGCAGCCCACCGCCUUUUCUCCAACGCCCACCUUAAAGGAACCCAGGAUUGGACUGGGGGAAACAGCUCUCAAGAGCUCCAGUUUAGAGGUCCCGAAGGAGACGGGGAGAGAGGGGAGAAGAAGGAGCUCAAGGAAAAGGAGGACGAGGAGGGGGCACUAUUAAAAGCAGGCAAUUUUGUCUCAGCAGUAUGUGCACUGGGAGCUGCGCUAGGUGCCUGGGGGUGACCCUGAUCCCUCUAGCUGUACUUGGGGCCUUGGCAAACAUCCUGCUGUUUUUCCCCGGAGGGAAGGUCAUUGACGACAAAGAAAACCUCUCAGAAGAGGUCUGGUACUUUGCCGGAAUCCUGGGAUGCGGCGUCUUGAUGAUCUUUCCCGUGCUGGUAUUCCGGGGUCUGAAGAACAAUGAUUGCUGUGGCUGCUGUGGCAACCGGGGCUGCGGAAAGAGGUUUGCGAUGUUUUCGUCCAUAAUAUUCGCUGGAAUUGGAGUCCUUGGAGCCGGCUAUGCAUUUGCAGUGUCAGUGGUGUCCAUCAACAGGGGUCCAAAAUGCAUGACAAACACAAAUAAUACGUGGAACUAUCCCUUCUUGCACGGGAAUUACCUCAGUGAUCGUAGCCUAUGGGACUUGUGCCUAAGCCCUAAAAACAUAGUUCCCUGGAAUCUAGGCCUGUUCUCCUCACUGCUGAUCAUCAGUGCCAUCCAGAUGGUUCUUUGUGCCAUCCAGGUGAUCAAUGGUAUCUUUGGCACCCUCUGUGGAGAUUGCCAGUGCUGUGGCUGCUGUGGGGGAGAUGGACCAGUUUAACUCCGUGCUACUCCCAGUGUACAGAGGGGAAAUCCAGGGAGAUGCAUAUUUAAGUUUUGGGCUCAAAUCCCUUCAGUCCCGCCCCAUCAGUCCCCGACUAUUUGUUGUUCUGUGCAUCCAUUAUUCAAAGGACUGAAGUCUCCUGAUUUUUUUUUAUUUUAAUCUCUCUGAAAAGCCCUGCUUGGAUAUCCUUCUAUCAGAAUUCAUUUGGAAAAUGGAGUGUACUUUUCAUUAAAAAUGUAUUUGGGAAAA